AAAAAAAUAAAAAGCCAUGACAACCCGGGCCUCGGCGCGGGCCGCGCUCUGGACGGACCUCAGCCGCAGCUUGAGCGCGCUGGAACUAUGGGAAGUCCCGGAAGAGAUCCUCGUCGACAUCUACGCCCAUCUCAUGCAGGGUCUUCCAACACCGGACGCGGAAGAAGGCUACGACUACCUCCGCGACGUGUCGAAGGACGCGCUCUCGGCGCUUGCUGGCGCCUUCACGGCCGUCCUCGAGACCACGCGCGAGACGCCCGAGACGUCUAAGAACUUUUGGCAGUGCGUCCUCACGAGCAUUUUGCAGCAGCGAGAAGCCGGCGACGACGACGACGACGACGAAGUGGCGUCGGGCGGCAGCCACCGUCACCUCCUCGUCGCGCUGCACCUGAUCAUUGCACAUGCGCUCGGUAUGGACAAGGCAGCGGCAGGCAUCGUCGCCACGAUGGAAGCUAUGGAGAUCGGUCUCAUGGCGGCCCACGUGUACCUCGUGUGGCUGCAAAUCCCGGGCGGCUCGGCCUUUGGCGUCUUCAUCCCGUUCCUGUACCGUGAAGUGCUGCGCCUUUUGCACACAUGGGCGACGCUCAUGUACUCGCCCGACAGCGAUGUCGCCGACCCCAACAUGCCACGGCAGCUCAAGCGCAAGCAGCACCAGACCCGUCGCGCGCCGGUCCAGUCCCCGGCUCUCGUUGCGUCCGGCCAGCGCGUGCUCGACUCCCUCGAAGCCACGACGACGCACGUGGCGUUGCAGCACGACGCGCUAACGCCUACGAUCGACGCGCUCCUCUCGGUCGUCAACUUUAUGCUCCUGCAAGCCGCCCCGACCGAGUUGCCCCGCCAGAUUCUUCAGACAAUCUGUCUGCACCAAUCGCCGGACGCCGUGCACUUGGUGCUCGGCCGGCUCAUUCCGGGCGUCGCCUUGCGCGACAACGCGCUGCCAACGGGCCCGUGGGACAAGCUCCGCCACGCCCACGUGUUCCAUGCAUGGGCACUCGACGCGAUCGACGAGAUCCUCCGCGUCAUGCCUGCCAACGACGGUGACAAUGACCCCACUGACGACGACGACGAGACGGUUCCGGACGAGCUCGCGCUGUGUGUGCUCCAGCAGCUCUGCUUGCGCAUCCCGGACAAGAGCGACGACCGCAAGAAGGUUUGCGCGGGUCUUCAGCUGCUGCUGUCGCACCACAUCCUACACCGGCCGACGUCGCUCUCGCUCUUCUUGACGUUCCUCGACAGCUACGCGCGCCAUGAAAAGGUCAAGUAUCGGCAAUUCGCCGUCGAAUUGCUCGCUGAUCUCGUGCUGGAGCCGGCGCUCUUUGGCGCGGCAGACGGCGACAACGACAGCUUUCUCGGUCUCGUGCCGCUGCUUCGCAUUCUGGGCCACCGCGCGUGUGACCGGGUCUCAACCGUGCGCACCAAGGCGAUUGCGGGCAUCGCGGCGCUUCUGUCGUUUGGCACAGGCCGCGCCGCGACAGCGACGCACGAGCAGUUUGCGUCGGUGCUCGCAGCCGCGCUCACGUCGUCGGCCAUCGUGUGUCCGACCUCGCUCCGGUCCGCCACUGUCCACGCACAGCUGCUCGCGCUGUGCCGCGAUCGCCUCUUUGAUGACAAGACGUACGUCCGGCGCGCGUCGCUCCAAGUGCUCGAGGUGCUCUUGCUGCGGCAGAAAGAUCCGGACGUCCUCGGCGACAUCCACGGACGCUGCGCCGACCCGUCCAUCAUUGUACGCAAGCAAGCCAUGCUGACGCUGACGACGCUCCUCACCGCGUCGCCGACCGACAAGGACAUUCAAGUGACGUGGAACCUGGGCGUGCUCCCACUCGUCCUCGACCCCGAGACCACCGUCCAGACGAGUUGUCUUGGUUUGGUGGAUAAGAUCUUGCUCGAGCGACUGCUGCAGUGGCCCAAGAAGCACGCCACGGAUACGUUUGUCGCCGCCGUUUACGACCAGCUCGCGCACCUCGACAGCUUUCUCAUUCGAUUUCUUCAAAAGGCCGUGCGCCUUCUCGUCCAAAAAGGCGACGUGUCGGCCGCCAAGCUCGUGCGACAUGCGAUUGACGGCGUCCGCAGUCGCGACGACAACAAGUGGACCGUGAGCUGGGUGCUUCUCGACGAGCUCGCGUGUCGCAGUGACGUGCUCGAUGACGUGAGCGCCGCCGACGCCAAGGUCGUGGCAAGUUGCUGGGCUGCCCGUACGCCGACGCCACGCGAUCUCCACAACGACGUGGACGACGACAACGUGCUGCGGAUUCUUCGCGUGCUCUGCGCGCUGGCCGAAAAGUUGCCAGCGGCCCAAGCCACCGAGCUCGCGACGGGUCUCUGCGAUGCGCUGCAAGGCUUUGCGCACCCGUUGAACCUGAUUCCGGUGGCCCUCCAGGGCCUGCACGGAAUAUAUGGGCCGACCACAAAGCGGGCGUGGCGGUCGCCGCUCUUUGACGCGUGCGGGGCCGUCCUCGAUGCGGACGUACCGUCGUGGCCGACCGUCGAGCGCGCGCUCCAGACGAUGGGCGACCUUAUUCUGCUCGACGUCGACGACCGUGCGUCCACCGCGCUGCCGCGUAGCCUUGUGGCGCGGCUCCAGCGGUACCUUCUCCCGCGCGUCGCCGCCGACGCACGGGAGACCCCGGCGUCGAUCCGCGCGCUGGCGUUUGUCGCUGUCGGGAAGGCGUGUUUGGCCGACGAGGCGUUUGCGAAAGAGAGCAUUACGAUGUUUAUGCGCGAGCUCCAGACGUCGCCACUCGAAGCGAUUCGGUCCAACAUCCUCCUCGUGCUCGGCGACCUCUGCAUUCGAUGGACGUCGGUCGUCGACGUGUACGUGCCGACGAUCGCGUCGUCGCUGCUGGACCGGAGCCUCGCGGUGCGGCGCAACACGCUGCUGCUCUUUUCGCAGCUCUUGCUGCAAGACUAUGUCAAGUGGAAGGAGUCGCUUUUGCACUACUUUUUACGCGCGCUCGUCGAUCCGAACGAAGAGAUGGCGUCGCUCGCGCAGCACAUUCUGUCCGGCCCGCUCCUCCUCAAGACGCCGUCGCUCUUCACCAUGAAGUUUGUCGAAGCCGUCUUUGUCUUCAACAACGUCCCGACGCCGGCGCUCACGGGUGUCAUCUCGACGCCAAUGCUCCAGAACCUGAGCUUGUCGGGCAACGUCCACUUCCCCAAGCGCCUCGUCAUCUACCGCUUCCUCCUUGAGCACAUGCGCGACGAGCAAAAGCUGCAAGUUUCGAUGAAGCUCGUGACCGAAGUCCUCGACGAUGUCGUCGACGGCACGCUCCCGUUGGCGUCGGAUCCGACGACGAUCACGGAAAACUCGAUCGAGGCCGUACUGCAGGAUGCGUUGAUUCUCUUGAGCAGCCCCGAGAUUCGCUUGUCGGCGCCAAAAGACCGGGACGAAGAGCUCCUCGAAGCCGGUGACACGCCGGCGUCGACGCUCCAGGACGCAAAGCGGUCGCUUCUCUCCAAAAUGUCGCGCAAGAAUUUCAUUGAGAACGUCGUGCCCGUCGUGAUUGGCCUCAAGCACACGCUGCAGGCGAAGCGGAGCCCGGUCAUGCGCUACCUCAUGCACUGCAUCAAGGAGCUCUUUGCGUUCUACAAGACCGAGGUCCAGGACAUCCUCGCCGCCGACCCGCAGCUGGCCAAGGAAGUGCUCUACGACCUGCGGCAGUUUGAGCAGACGACGCGCCGGCCCGCGCCGCCCCCAGCCACGUCCUUUGCGUCCCAGCGCGCGUCGCUCGGUGGCCUGAGCACAAAGAAGGCGGUGAUGAUGACGCCGCUCACGCGCAUCCAGCGGGAGCACGACAAGAGAAGAGACACCGACACGGGCGAUGCGGGUUUGAGUGACAACCUCUCCAAGACUCUCUUCCUCUCGCCCAAGCCCGGCCACAAGAGCGAGAGCGACGACGACAACGACGACAACGACGACGACAUCGAAGUGCCCAAGACGCUACCGCGGCCUGUACAGCAGUGGAACGUCUCGGUCGAAUCGCCAUACGUCAAGCAAGCUGCACCGCGCGAGGGCGCCACGGCGCAGACACUCGACUUUUCCGACCUCUCGUCCGACUCGAGCGACGACGCGUACGAGUCGCCAAGCAGCCCCGUGCCUACGUUCGUCGGCAAGGGCAAGGGCAAGGCCCGCCUCGUGCAGCCCAAGAAGGCCAAGCGGGCAUAAGUGGCCCCAGAAUAAGAAUAAGAAUUCGUAUCCGACUUGCUAAACAGCAAAGUGUAUCUUCCGGA
Saprolegnia diclina VS20 is the source of this 4227-nucleotide messenger RNA. RefSeq lists its product as hypothetical. Gene Ontology annotation, cellular component: condensed chromosome, centromeric region. Lineage: Eukaryota; Oomycota; Saprolegniomycetes; Saprolegniales; Saprolegniaceae. The transcript is spliced from 8 exons. The record is from RefSeq and is a predicted model, not a curated record. The coding region runs from base 17 to 4162 and encodes 1381 amino acids. Gene Ontology annotation, molecular function: histone binding. Gene Ontology annotation, biological process: meiotic chromosome condensation; mitotic chromosome condensation.